AUUGUGAUUAGUAUUAUAGUUCUCGUAUCUUCUCCACAGUUAACACAUCCAUCCACAAUCUACAUUGAAAAUGAAAUUCUUCGUGAUCUUCAGCUGCAUGGUCGCCGUGGCGUUGUGUGCCCCAACGAGUUCAGUAAGAGAGCUGCCCGCCGUACGCCACGAGGAAGUUCAUGAUGAAUAUGGACAGUACGCUCUCCGGUACAUCACAGCUGAAAACACCGUGGUGUCUGAACGAGGACGCCUGGUUCCUAGCAAAGAUGGUGGCUACGUCCUAGAAAUCGAUGGCCAGUACCAGUUCGUUGGUGAUGACGGACAUGUGUACGUCACCAAGUACAAAGGUGACGCUGACGGUUUCCACGUCGAUGGUGCUCAUCUUCCUCAACAAGUCCCUAUGCCAACUGUAUGA
Molecule: messenger RNA, 406 nt
Organism: Galleria mellonella (greater wax moth)
Lineage: Eukaryota; Metazoa; Arthropoda; Insecta; Lepidoptera; Pyralidae
Product: larval cuticle protein 65Ag1-like
Exons: 3
Coding region: 71-406 (111 amino acids)
Source: RefSeq, a predicted model, not a curated record